UUCUCAUCGGUUUUUUGAGAGAUGAUUUUGAACUUGUGAUUCAUUGGUGGAAGAAAGAACACCAGCAACAGGAUUCGUCGAGUUAUCGAUAGAGAUCACAAAAAGGAGAGAAGAGAAAAGAUCGCUUUCUGAAUCUACGACAUGAUAAGAGUUGCCCGCAGAUUGUUCUCGUCGGACGCACCAAAACUUGCAAGCGCUGCUCUGGAUCCAAUCACCCAUUUUAUUUUUGGCGCAAACACGGACAUUGGAAAAACCGUUCUUACGGCUGCGCUGCUUCGGGCGAGCUACGAACCGGGUUCCAUAAGCAGCAGCAGCACCCACUACAUCAAACCCUUGCAAUGUGGUGGAAGCGACGAGUCUUUCAUCCGGCGAAACGCCCCGGGUCUUUCCUCCGCGAAGACACUCUUUGACUGGGAUACACCCGCUUCACCACACAUCGCCUCGCGGAUAGAAGACAAGCCCGUCAGCGACGAACAGGUAUUGGAGUCUUUGAACGGCCAUCUGCACGUGCUGGAAAACGCAUCGGCAACGGCAACCAACGAGAAAGGGGCAUCUAGUAGUAGCAGCGGCGGCGGCGGCAACCGAAGCAGUAUUUGGAUCGAAACCGCCGGAGGUGUACUGAGUCCCUCCUCGUCCUCUCCCCACAACAGCGCCCCCUAUCAUGCUCGCAAUGAUGAUAGUCUUGGCGGUUGGGGAUGGGUGACCCAAGCGGACUUGUAUAAAUCCUAUCGUGAUCGAUCAUCGAUCGUUUUGGUCGGCGAUGGACGAUUGGGUGGGAUUAGCGCAACCCUCGCUUCACUCGAGGCCACGCUGAACCGCAACUACAGGGUAGGUGGGAUCCUGCUGCUACGAGAUGACAAUUCCUCCGAGGAAGACACGAACAAGGAAGCCUUGCAAGAAUACGUGGAAUCUCGUGCAUCGUUGCCGUCACUGGUCGACGAUGCACUCCGACCAAGAACGAUGCAAAGUGGGCUCUUCGCAAACCCAGAGAAAUCGAUCGUCUCGCUACCAAAACUUCCACCCGAGCCCGAACCACUGGACGAAUGGUACGCUUCUGGUCAGGUGAAAGAUCAGAUAUCAUCUUUUGUCCAUGAUCAUUUGUUUUGUUCUUACGACGAUGAGGCGGUUUAGAAAAACAACAACAGGGGUUUUAAUAAUGAGUCAGUUAACCA
Messenger RNA from Pseudo-nitzschia multistriata, 1172 nucleotides. NCBI's taxonomy places the organism in Eukaryota, Bacillariophyta, Bacillariophyceae, Bacillariales, Bacillariaceae. The record is from the annotation of a GenBank genome assembly.